GAGCCAUCACAGACUUGGAGGGGACAGUCUGUGACCAAGGCUGCUGCACCCCUCCCACGGCAUCUGAUCCCCUGCUCAAGCAUGAAACUCGCACUCUUCACUGUGCUAUCCUUCGGGAUAGUGGCUCUCUGUUUUGCUGCUCCCCAAAAGCCAAGUGUCAGGUGGUGCACAAUAUCCUCAGCCGAAGAGAAAAAAUGCAAUAGCCUGAAGGACCACAUGCAACAAGAGAACUUUGCUUUCAGUUGCCUGCAGAAAGCAUCAUACCUCGACUGCAUAAAAGCCAUUUCGAAUAGUGAAGCAGAUGCCAUUAGCUUGGAUGGAGGUCAAGUUUUUGAGGCAGGCCUUGCUCCCUACAAGUUGAAGCCCAUUGCUGCUGAGGUCUAUGAACACAGUGAAGGCUCCACUACCAGCUACUACGCCGUGGCCGUUGUGAAGAAAGGAACAGGCUUCUCAAUAAAUGAGCUGCAGGGCAAGACCUCCUGCCACACGGGGCUGGGCAGGUCGGCUGGCUGGGUCAUCCCCAUUGGGACACUCAUCCACCGCGGGGCCAUCGAGUGGGACGGAAAAGACUCGGGCUCCAUCGAGCAAGCUGUGGCCAAUUUCUUCUCUGCCAGCUGUGUUCCUGGUGUCACCACUGAAGCCAAACUGUACCGUCAGUGCAAGGGGGAUGCCAAGACCAAAAUGUCCCGCACAGGACCUUAUUCUGGAUAUUCUGGAGCUUUUCACUGUCUGAAAGAUGGGAAAGGAGAUGUGGCUUUUGUGAAACACACAACUGUUCAAGAAAAUGCCCCAGCUGAGAAGGAUGAGUACGAGCUCCUGUGUCUGGAUGGCACCCGCCAGCCCGUGGACAACUACAAGGCCUGUCACUGGGCCAGGGUUCCUGCUCAUGCUGUUGUGGCUCGAGAUGACAGCAAGGUCAAUGACAUCUGGAACUUCCUCUCCAAAGCACAGGAAAAAUUUGGUGUGGGCACAACCAGCACCUUCCACCUCUUUGGGCCACCUGGCAAGAAGGACCCAGCCCUCAAAGACUUGCUUUUCAAAGACUCUGCAGUGCAGCUGAAGCAAAUCCCAUCACUGAUGGAUGCUCAACUCUAUCUGGGCUUUGAGUAUUACAGUGCUGUCCAGAGCCUCCAGAAAGAUCGCCUGACCCCCAGCCGCAGAGACAGCAAGAUCCAGUGGUGUGCGAUUGGCAGGGAUGAGAAGAAGAAGUGUGACGUCUGGAGCGUGAUGAGCAACGGGGAUGUGGAGUGUGUUGUGGCAGAGGACACCAAGGAAUGCAUCACAAAGAUCAUGAAAGGUGAAGCAGAUGCCAUCAGCUUAGAUGGAGGCUUUGUCUACACUGCUGGCAUGUGUGGCUUGGUGCCAGUGAUGGCAGAGAGCUAUGAGGACAAUCACUGCGAAUCACAAGAAGAACCAGCAACCUACUUUGCUGUGGCUGUUGUGAAGAAGUCUGACAAGGAUAUCAGCUGGAACAACCUGCAGGGUAAGAAGUCGUGCCACACUGCCGUGGGGAGAACUGCUGGCUGGAACAUCCCCAUGGGCCUGAUCCACAACAGGACAGGCAACUGCAACUUCGAUGAAUACUUCAGCCAGGGUUGUGCUCCCGGGUCUCCUCCCACCUCCCGCCUCUGCCAGCUGUGCAAGGGCUCAGGGGGUGUCCCUCCGGAGAAGUGCGUCGCCAGCAGCCACGAGCAGUACUACGGAUACACUGGCGCUUUACGGUGUCUGGUUGAGCAGGGGGAUGUGGCCUUUAUCAAGCAUUCCAUCGUUGAGGAGAACACUGACGGCAAAAAUACAGAAAGCUGGGCCAAAGAUCUGAAAAUGGACUCAUUUGAGUUGCUGUGCACUGAUGGGCAGCGGGCAAAUGUCAUGGAUUACAGAAGAUGCAACCUGGCCAAAGUCCCUACCCACGCUGUGAUGGCACGUCCUGAGAAAGUAUCACAAGUCCGUGACAUGCUGGAGAACCAAGAGAGGCUGUUUGGAUCAAAAGGAACCAGGAAAGAAGAUUUCAAUAUGUUUGCAUAUGAAUCCAAGGAUCUUCUGUUUAAAGACCGGACAAAGUGCCUGAUCAAGCUCCGCGAUGGAAUGUCAUACAAGGAAUUCCUUGGAGAUAAAUACUAUGCUUCACUUGCCAGCCUCAACACCUGCAAUCCAUCAGAUCUUCUCCAGGUGUGCACCUUCCUUGCAGACAAGUACUGGCUGGCCCUGAGUCCCUUCCAGCAGCCAGGACUCAUUGAGCACAUACGUGUGCUGGUGACAGUGGCAGGACACAAGCCCAGGCUCCCCCAGGGCGUCCCUGCCGUCCCAGCGCCUCAGGGGAGAACUACAGCUCCCGUGAGCCCCCGCGCCGCGCCCCUCCCGGCGUGCCGCGCGGCCGGAGGCGGAAGUGUGGCGUGGCCACGUGUGCGGGCCAUGGCGGGCGGGCUGGAGCCGCACCUGGAGGCGCUGCGGCGGGAGCUGGGCGGCCCCGCCGUGCUCUCCGUGCUCGUCGCGCUCAUCGCCGUCGCCAUCACCUUCCUGAUCUGGCGGUUCGUGCAGGGCAGGAAGAGCAGCCGGAAGGCCGUGCUGCUGCUGGGCCUCUGCGACGCGGGGAAGACGCUGCUUUUCGCGCGGCUGCUGUCGGGGCGCUACCGCGACACCCAGACCUCCAUCACCGACAGCUCUGCCGUCUACAGGCUCAGCCAGGACAAGAGCACUCAUGUGACCUUGAUCGACCUUCCAGGCCAUGAGAGUCUGAGGUUGCAGUUCUUGGAGAGGUUCAAGGCUGCAGCCAGAGCCAUCGUGUUCGUGGUGGACAGCGUGGCCUUCCAGCGGGAGGUGAAGGAUGUGGCAGAGUUCCUGUACCAGGUGCUGGUGGACAGCACCGUGCUCAGGAACGCGCCCGCGCUGCUCAUCGCCUGCAACAAGCAAGAUGUCACAAUGGCAAAAUCAGCAAAACUCAUCCAGCAACAGCUGGAGAAAGAGCUCAAUACCCUGCGGGUGACACGCUCUGCAGCCCCCACCAGCCUGGAUGGCUCUGCCACAGGGGGCCCUGCCCAGCUGGGGAAGAAGGGCAAGGACUUCGACUUCUCCCAGCUGCCCAUGAAGGUGGAGUUUGUGGAGUGCAGUGCUCGAGGCAGCAAGGGAGAGGAGGGAGAGGCUGACUUGGAGGGCCUCGAGAAGUGGCUGGUGAAGGUGGCCUGAACAGAGAUGGACAGGGCUGGGGGGCUGAAGGGAAAAAGAUGGUCUGGAGCACUCAAAUCUCAUCUUGAUGUAAAAAGAAGGAACUUCAGCUGGAAGUCAGCACUGUGGCGUCUUCUUCUGCUGCUUGUGGGCUUGGGAGCGACAUGACAAUUGCUGGUGGGAUUGCCUCUGACUGUCCCUUCAUGGUGCAAUGUUUUUAUCCUCUCCCCUCUUCCCUUGUCCUCCUCUGGGCUGCUGAACCUCUGGGCUUUCCUUUUUCUUUAAUAUUUAGAUUUUUCAUCUGGUAGUUGCCUAGCAGAUUAGGAAGGGGUACACAGGCAGGUGAGUUUCAGAGGCUGGAGUGUGCCUGUCGUUUCCUGCCAUGGUUUAGACCUCUGUUCCCUCUCAGAGCCACUGACCACCUUAUGGUUGGGGCUGCUGGGGAGCACUACACAAGCUCCCUAAGUUGGGCAGACAUUGAAGAGAGUAUAAAAACCUGUUUUCCUCUUUGUGUCUGCCUUCCCAUUGUUCCAAACUGGUGCAGCCCCAUUCCUGUGGGGCAGGGGGAGUGUGAAAUGCCCAAACCAGACUGCCUGCCCUGCUUUACUCCCUGGGCCCAGCUCUGUGCCCAUGUCUGGUGAUUUCCUCUUUUGAUCAGCUGAGGGCUGUGUCCUGAAAGCUUCACUCUGCUGCUCCUUCCAGGCCCUCCUCUCUCAGCCAGGAACAAACACUCCAAGAGUGGCAGGGCUACAGGGUGUCAUGGCAUGAAACUCUGAGGUGGGCACAAUUUCAGAUCUGGACCUGCAGCUGGGACCUGUUGUGCCAGGCAUUUGCUGUGCAGUCUCCUGCUGCCUCCUGCUCCAGUGGCUGCAGGAGGGUCUUGCUUUGUGUGUAAUUAAUUAGUCAGCACUUAUGGCAGAGUGAGAGGGAAAGUCAAGGAGCUGCCAGCAAGUGGGUGUGCUUCCUCCUUGUGGCAGAGAUGCUCGAGGAAGAGGGGAAAGAAAAAGGAGAUUUUCCCAGUUUUUAUCUCACUGCACAUUGCAGAGUUCUAGUGCAGUGACAUUUUCCCUUUGUUUGUGGCUUCCCCUGUUGUUUUAGGGUUCGGGGGUGGCUGGCUCCUGGCAGAUCCUUUUUGUAGUUUGUAGCCCACUCUCCCCCGUGGUUUGAGUCCUCCUUCAUCACUCAACUCAUCUGUUGUGUUCUUUUCUUUCUCUGGGGCUUUUCCUUGCUUUCUUGCAGCAUUGCCAAGUGUUGGGAAGAGCAGGAAGAGCCUUCAGCAAAGCCCUGUGCCUAUAAUGAAGCUGGUCCUUGCAUUUCCAGCCUCAGGAACCAUCCAUGCCGGAGGUGGGGAGGGUUAUAUUUACCAAACAUGUUACAUUCUUCUGUUUCCCUCAGGCAGAGUCCUGUUGGAACGUGUUUGUCAUGCUUUGAACUCCUUUAGCUGGAGGUCUUGGGCUGCCUGCUUCAAAUCCAUAAUGCUGAAGUGAUUUUUGGGCAGAAAAUUGCUGUUUCUUUGGGUGAUUGUUCUUGCAAAGAUGCAGAAGCCAAGCACCAGCCUCAGCUUAAGGGGGGAGGUACCAUGAGGCCAUGGUGGGUUUUAAGUUAUUAUUUUUAAAAGUAUUCCUUAAGUAAAUUCUUUUAUGCUUAAAUGUUUGUUCUCAA
Molecule: messenger RNA, 4824 nt
Organism: Vidua chalybeata
Lineage: Eukaryota; Metazoa; Chordata; Aves; Passeriformes; Viduidae
Product: ovotransferrin-like
Exons: 26
Coding region: 82-3183 (1033 amino acids)
Biological process (GO): iron ion transport; antibacterial humoral response
Cellular component (GO): plasma membrane; early endosome; recycling endosome
Source: RefSeq, a predicted model, not a curated record